AUUGAGAGAGGGCGAGGAAGAAACAACAGUUUAGGCACGCAACAUGCGUGACUGUGAUUCCAUCUGACAUGAGUACAUGUCAGCUUAAGCUUUUCCAGGGAAACGUAUCUGGACUUCGCCAUUAUUCCAUUCAAAACAUUCAAGCUUCACAUGAGAGGGUGAAAGGUCUAAUAGUCUCGUCAUAAAGUCCAUAAAGUAUUACACGAGUGACACCGGACGGAAAUGUCUCGACGUAACUACCCCUCCCCACUCCGUAGAGCUUUUGUCGCAUCUUCUGAGCCGGCCAGGUGAAUCUAAACAAGACGAAAAUGGACUCGUUAAAGUUCGUGGCUGCAAAGGUAAAACAUAGCCCUCAAGUCAUAAGAAAGACGUUUUCUAGCUCGCACAGUCCGUAUGCCAAGGUACUAGAAGGAGAGAAGAGCAAAGGUAAACUCCAAGAGGACUGGCUUCAUGCUGAAGACUCGCUGAAAGAAGGGAUUCACUUUUAUGUCAAGAUGCUCGGAUCUUGUCCUGUAUUUCAAGCUCAGGGUUCAGGCUGCACAGAUGAAGCUGUACAGAAAAUUGUGUCAAACGCUAAGAAGGCAAAGAACACUCCUGCUAGUGGAAGCCUUCAAAAGGUUUUGAUCACUGUUUCAAUCCGGAAGCUCACUGUUCAAGAUAUGCUUUCAAAGGAAACAAUUAUGGAUCUUCCAAUUUAUCGGAUUUCGUACUGUGUGGCAGAUCCUUACUUUUCCAAAGUGUUUGCGUUUAUUUCUCGGGCGCAAGGCAGACAAGAUUUAACCUGUUACGCUUUCCUAUGCAGUAAAGAAUCAAUGGCCCAAGCUAUGGCGUUGACUAUCGCCGAUGCCUUCAAACUUGCCUAUGAAAAUCACGAGAAAGGGAAAGCCGACAAAAGUCACCAGAGUUCACGAGUUGCACAGGACGACAACAAGGAAAAUGCUCAGCAUGUCAAGCCUGUGGUGAAUCACGGUAACAUUGAGGCUUUGUACGCGACCCCCGUGAAAACGAAGGCUCCUCAGCUGGCUGCACCGGUCAUUCAGGUCAGCGGAGAAUCUUCCUCAGCGACUGCAGUGGAGGAUUCCAGCACGAAAAUGCAAGCUUUGGUAAUUUAUCGGUUGGAUUAUUAUCAAUUGCUUAUUAAUAAAUUCUCAUACCAAAGCUACUUUCUUGCCUUAAUUUACAGCAGAAGCCUAGAAUUUCGUUCGAUAAGUCCUGAACAAGGCUAGGCUUUGCGUGUGAAUGAAUGUAUGAAUGAAUGAAUGAACGAAGGAACGCAUGAAUGAAGUUUAGUAAUCUGUCUAAAAGUACCUAGCAGAGGAAAACCC
Molecule: messenger RNA, 1325 nt
Organism: Orbicella faveolata
Lineage: Eukaryota; Metazoa; Cnidaria; Anthozoa; Scleractinia; Merulinidae
Product: low density lipoprotein receptor adapter protein 1-like
Source: RefSeq, a predicted model, not a curated record